AUGCCUUGUCUCGCGACAAUGACCGACCUCACGCCUGACAGGCCCACGUCGUCCGGCAUCGUCGCUGGAGAUGAGCCACUGGCAUUGAAUGACCUACACCCUCCAGAAAGAAAAGCAUACGGUGCCGACUCUGACUUUCUCUGUGAGAAGUGCGCUGCACUCACUUACGAGCGCAUGCGUGUUUCAGAAGCAUCAGCAGAAGGGCAACUGCACCACGACAACUGGACAACGCUGAAAGAAGCCGCAAGUCUUGGCUGCCGUUUGUGCAUGUUUUUCACAACUGCUCCUCUUCAUCCUAAAUCGUCUUCACGCUCGGUGUUCUACUCGGACAGUAGUGGACCACUUCGGCUCAAGAUUGUGCAAACAUGGAAACAGGAGACAACAUGCCUCCACGUGUGUGUACCACAGGACAGCUAUUCUGCUGCUGUUUACUAUCUCUACCUUAAGACAGAUGCUCCUGAGAGGAUCCCACGCUGCGAAAUCGCGAUGAGCGACUCAGAGCACGAUCGUCUUUCAAGGCCUGCAAUCGACAAGAUUCUGACCUGGUCACGAAACUGCCUGAUGCAACACCCUCUAUGCCGACGACAGACCACAUCCAGGCUUCCGAAGCGUGUUGUCGACGUUCUUCCACCUGAAUUACCCGGGCAAGUCCGGUUGGUAGAUGGGAAGAGUUGCCCAGAGGCAGAAUACGUUGCACUGAGCCACUGCUGGGGUAUGAUGCCGCCAAAUAGUAUCGACCUCAUCUCUAAAUGUGAGACAGACAACAUCAACUUAUUGCAAGAUGGUGUCCAAACGGAUAUGUUGCCCAAGUUGUACCAAGACGCGAUCAUGUUGACGAGAGCAAUCAAGCAAAGAUACAUAUGGAUCGACUCCUUGUGCAUUGUUCAAGACAGUAGAGACGAUUGGGCCUCACAGUGCGGGCAGAUGUCUGAUGUCUACUCCAACAGCUACUUGACGAUCUCUGCAAUGUCCUACGAAAACAACUUACGAGGAUUCCAAAAGGUGCGCUCCGAAGACGUGCCUCCACACCAUACGUUGUGUCCUUUGCCUGCACACCCUGGAACUCAUAUUUACGUACGAUCGAUGAUCGACCACAAGUUCAGGAACGAUUAUCUAAAAUACAGAGGCUGGGCUUUUCAGGAACUCCUUCUUUCCCCACGCGUACUGCACUUCACGUCUACAGCUAUGGCGUUUGAAUGCGACACGUGUACUGUCCUAGAGCGUGGUCCAGGCAGUGAUUCGUUAUUUGGAUUUGACGCAGGCAGGAAGAGGCUUAUACACCGGGCGUCCAACGCUUCUGGAGAUGUUCACACCAGACAUUACGACCCCUGGCUCCAUGUGGUGCAGUCCUACUCCCAGCUAGAGCUUACCUACACAACCGAUCGACUGCCGGCAUUGUCCGGCAUAGCGUGUCUGGUAGCAUCGAAGACAGCCGAUGACUAUGUUGCAGGUCUGUGGAGGAGAGAUAUAGCAGCAGGCCUGCUAUGGUAUGUCUGGCCUCCCCAAUCAGUGAAAUCGACCUACGUUGCCCCUUCAUGGAGUUGGGCUUCUACUACCGCCGUUUGGACCUUUGAUCCUGCACGCCGUCGCUUCCUCAGAUUGAAAGUCAUCGACGUGCACACGCAACUUUCGACUAGCAACCCUUAUGGGGAGAUCUCGGCAGCAUCUCUGACGAUAUCUGGCCCACUUAAGCGAUGCACAACCAGCCAGCUCAUCAGAAAAGGCCACCGGUACUUUCUAAUGAAGGGUGAAAAUCCGAUCACAGUCCGUUUUGCACUCGAUGCUGGCCAGGUCAAACGUUCGAGAUCAGAACAUUUCUGGUGCCUGGACUGCACAGUGGACAAGGCUGGAGACGUUGCAAUAGCUCGGACGACGCAAAGAAGAGAGACAUUCUUCCGUCCUCAUGGACUCAUGCUGGAGCGCACUGGUGAAGAAGAGCAUCUAUACGGACGUAUAGGGGCAUUCGAAGUCUUUCAUGUUACCGACGACAACAUGGACUGGCACAAAACAGGGUUUGUGACAACGACUAUCAAAAUGAUAUAA
Ascochyta rabiei is the source of this 2043-nucleotide messenger RNA. RefSeq lists its product as uncharacterized. The record is from RefSeq and is a predicted model, not a curated record. NCBI's taxonomy places the organism in Eukaryota, Fungi, Ascomycota, Dothideomycetes, Pleosporales, Didymellaceae. The transcript is spliced from 4 exons. Bases 1 to 2043 code for a protein of 680 amino acids.